AUGGGAAAUCAAGAAACAAAGUCUGGUUCUUUAAGCCCGCAACUAAAGACAAGUCCAAUCACACACUUCACUCGUCCAAAACAUAUCACAAGAGACUACGAAAGCUUCUCAUCCACACCAUCUCUUGUAGAAUACUCAGAACAUCAUCUCAAUUUCUCUCUCCCCCCUUCUCCUUCUUUUAAGGAGAGGUUUUCAGUGAAUUCAGUAAAACAAGACAAAUCAGAAAGACCAAAACGGGUAUUUGUUGCAAAGACUCCUCAAGAAAAGUGCUUCGUAGUGAAUCACCCGGGGGCCCUUCAUAAGCAAGUCUCGGAAAGAACCUUAACAACAAGUGUUCUUUCACAACAAAAUACACAAAGAACCAUGCCAAUCGCUUCUCUUAAUCCAAAUCAUGACUCAGUAGACAGAAAAAAAGAGAAAAAUGGUCUCAAAAGUCCAAAGGCAGAAUGCCCUUUCUUUCACUUGUCUCAACUCCUCUUAGACCCACACGAGUCGCCACUCAAUGCUUUCAAACAAAUUACUCGAUUGAGAGUCCCUAGAGUCUUGUACUACUCAAAUAAAAGUUAUUCUACAAAGGAUUUUAAUAGUAAAGUGUGUGGCCACAAUAAUGUGAUGGUCAUCGUGACUACUGCAGACAACGACGUCUUCGGCUGUUAUCACGAAGAAUCUUUCCCGACUCCAAAAGACUAUUCUGUGAAGGUAGAGAGCUCAGAGAAAUUCUUUCUAUAUGGGUAUAACAAUAAUACAGAGAACCCUAUCUAUCCUCUCAAACAAGGAAUAACAAAAACAGUAGUCAUCCACCCCAACGAUGAUAAGAACUUCUUUUUCACUGUAUUCUCCGCGUUUUGGAUUUUGAGUGAAGGCGUUGGGUAUAUCCACCAGAACCUCAGAAAGGAAUAUAACAUAGCACCAACAGUACUCAACCCUUUCACUUCAAAAAACCUCCUCAGCCCUAUUAAAGUCGAAAGUGUACUUGUUGUUGAAUGGACCGAAUAA
Molecule: messenger RNA, 996 nt
Organism: Entamoeba invadens IP1
Lineage: Eukaryota; Evosea; Mastigamoebida; Endamoebidae
Exons: 1
Coding region: 1-996 (331 amino acids)
Source: RefSeq, a predicted model, not a curated record